This is a messenger RNA of Cricetulus griseus (Chinese hamster), 1491 nucleotides long. Lineage: Eukaryota; Metazoa; Chordata; Mammalia; Rodentia; Cricetidae. The record is from RefSeq and is a predicted model, not a curated record.
ACUCCAGUCUUUUCAUUCCUUCUGGUACCGGGAAUGAAGGGUAGUAGCCCAAACACAAAGGAAGAGACGGUGCCUGCACAGUACGGAUGGCUGUGGUGCCCCUUCCGCAGAUACAGAACCAGACCCAGAAACAAAAGCAAAGUUUUUCCAUGGUUUGGCUUGGAUAUUGGUGGAACCCUAGUUAAGCUGGUUUAUUUUGAACCUAAAGACAUCACUGCUGAAGAAGAAAAGGAGGAAGUGGAGAGUCUGAAAAGUAUUCGCAAGUACCUGACCUCCAAUGUGGCUUAUGGAUCCACAGGAAUUCGGGACGUGCACCUUGAGCUGAAGGACCUGACUCUGUGUGGACGCAAAGGCAAUCUGCACUUUAUACGCUUUCCCACUCAUGACAUGCCUGCUUUUAUUCAAAUGGGCAAAGAUAAAAACUUCUCGAGUCUCCACACUGUCUUUUGUGCCACUGGAGGUGGAUCAUACAAAUUUGAGCAGGAUUUUCUCACAAUAGGUGACCUUCAGCUUCACAAACUGGAUGAACUGGAUUGCUUAAUAAAAGGAAUUUUGUACAUUGAUUCAGUUGGAUUUAAUGGACGGUCACAGUGCUAUUAUUUUGAAAAUCCUGCUGAUUCUGAAAAAUGUCAGAAGUUACCAUUUGAUUUGAAAAAUCCAUACCCUCUGCUUCUGGUGAACAUCGGCUCAGGGGUUAGCAUCUUAGCAGUGUAUUCCAAAGAUAAUUAUAAGAGGGUCACAGGCACCAGUCUUGGAGGAGGAACUUUCUUUGGUCUCUGCUGUCUUCUUACUGGCUGUAGCACUUUUGAAGAAGCUCUUGAAAUGGCAUCUCGUGGGGAUAGCACCAAAGUGGACAAAUUAGUUCGAGACAUUUAUGGAGGAGACUAUGAACGGUUUGGAUUGCCAGGCUGGGCUGUGGCUUCAAGUUUUGGAAACAUGAUGAGCAAGGAGAAGAGAGAGGCUGCCAGUAAGGAGGACCUUGCCAGAGCAACUUUGAUCACCAUCACCAACAACAUUGGCUCCAUAGCAAGAAUGUGUGCCCUUAAUGAAAACAUUAACCAGGUUGUAUUUGUCGGCAAUUUCCUGAGAGUCAACACAAUCGCCAUGCGACUUCUGGCAUAUGCUCUGGAUUACUGGUCCAAGGGGCAGCUAAAAGCACUGUUUUCAGAGCACGAGAUUCCUGUUUGAGCCCACUCCUUACUGCUGGAGACUGUAGGGCAUAUGUCUUUUUAAUUUUUACUUUUUAAACUGGGUCUCACUAUGUAGCCUGGUUAUCCCUUCCUGUACAGGUAGGUUUGGCCCUUUCCCACUUCCCCCUCCUUCCAGACUGUUGGCUUUCACCCUGUGUUACUAAGCUUAGUGUCUUCUCACUGACUGUUGGAAAUGUCCAGGCCUUUGCCCUAGGACAGGACAGCCACCAUUUGUCUUUGUUAGGGUUUUAUUGCUAUGAUAAACACCAUAGCCAAAGCAGCUUGGGAAGGAAAGGUUUAU